Messenger RNA from Camelina sativa (false flax), 1005 nucleotides. The record is from RefSeq and is a predicted model, not a curated record. Lineage: Eukaryota; Viridiplantae; Streptophyta; Magnoliopsida; Brassicales; Brassicaceae.
AUGGAGGGAAAGAAAUUCGAAUCUACCGCUCGUACGCCGCCGCAGUCGUUACCGGAACCGUCGGCAGGAUACGCAGUGUUUCGCAUUCUCUGUGACGUGUCUCAGGUCGGUUGUAUGAUCGGAAAAUCUGGAAGAGUGAUUAAGCAGCUUCGAGAAUCAACACAAUCCAAAAUCUGGGUCGAGAGUGGUCCUCCUGGUUCUCUGUACAGUGAAGUCACGAUUACCGCUCAUGUAGGUUCAACGCUUAGGGUAAAAUUAGGUGUUACUGUCAGUACUGCUAGCAACAAGGAGAAAGGGGUUCAAGAACAAGAAGUUGAAGUCUCCAGAGCACAAUACGCGUUGUUGAUUAGGGUUUUCGAAGCUCUAAAUGUUGGAUUACGGACUAGUAGUACUAGUACGGUCUCAGUGAUGAUGUUAUUAGAAGGGAGCCAUGUGGUUACUGUGAUAGGUAAGGGUGGUGAGUUGCUGGAGAUGAUAUGGAGAGAAACUGGUUGUAAUCUUGAAAUACAGACACGUGAUUUGCCAAGUUUCGCAAAGCUUGGUGACGUGAUGAUGAAGAUCGAAGGAAAUGUUUCGGCAAUGAAGAAAGCUCUAGUAUCCAUAUCUAGUCGCAUGCAAGCAUGUGAGCCGAUUUCUAUUGCGCCUUUACGCAGCAGGACUAUGAAUGUGGUUCCACGAGAAGAUGUCUUGGGUAGGUAUUUUGGAACAAUCACUCAACCAAGGAUAGAUUCUCUUUCACAGCGCAGCUCGGACCACAGACUCGUUAACUCUGCUCUAAAGAAUCACCCUGUCACCAUUAAGCAUCCUCUCCAAGCAUCAGAAGAUGAUAUCCGAAACGUGGUUCUGAAGAUACUCUGUCCGCAACAAAGUGUUAGUGCUGUUAUCAAGACUCUUCAAAGUGUGAGAGAUGCCUCCAUAAGUGUGAGUGAUACACUUGCUGACUCUGAUGAGCGCUUAAUCACAAUUACUGCAUCAGAGGUUGGUUUUUGCAUGCUUAACUCUUAA